Necator americanus (New World hookworm) is the source of this 3237-nucleotide messenger RNA. RefSeq lists its product as uncharacterized. NCBI's taxonomy places the organism in Eukaryota, Metazoa, Nematoda, Chromadorea, Rhabditida, Ancylostomatidae. The record is from RefSeq and is a predicted model, not a curated record. The coding region runs from base 1 to 3237 and encodes 1078 amino acids. The transcript has a single exon. Gene Ontology annotation, molecular function: nucleic acid binding; zinc ion binding.
AUGUCGCAAGCUGGAUACCACAAAGCGCAGCUGACGAAGGCAGUGAACGAGUUACGCAAGAAGAUCGCGGAUACGGAUAUGAGCAUCACGGACCAGUUAGAUCCAGGUACGGAUGUUCGGGCGAUUGCCGAGCGUAAACAACGCCUACUGAUUGUGUCGAUGUCGAUUGAUCGUUCUGUUUCUUUAUUGAAGAAUCGUUGGGUUUUGGCACAGGAGUUUGCGAAGGAGCAUCCUGACGAGCAGGGAGAACUACCGCUCCUCGAGUCCUUCCAGUCUCACUGGGAAACCAAUGAGAUGGAUCAGGCAAUAGAGGAAGCGAGCGCUCUUCAUGAUCGUUUGGAAGUCGCUCUCAAGCUUCUACCGCCAUCUGAAGUUAUUUCGCGUUUUACUCCUUGUGUUUAUGAUGCUUUUUCCGUUGUUGGUUCCUCUUCUCAUCCUUCUUUAGUACAACAGUUAGUUUCCUCACAACAAUAUUCUAAUUCACCCCAUCGUUCGAUAGUAGACGCUCCGGUGAGUGGACACACUCACUCGGAAGGUAUUGAGGAUAGUCCACCAGGUCCCAAUACACCUACUUCGCUCGAUCCCCCAACCUCUGCAAGUACUGCUGGAGUUCCGCAGCAACUGCAGCCUGGGAACAAUACCCCUUCAACCAAUCCCCACGCUCUUAGUAUCCUUCCUUUAGCUCAAUCUCAACAACAAUCGGCCCCGGGAAACAACCUUUUAACUGGGAAUCCAAAUCAAUAUACCCUAUCCAACACCGGACAACAUCUGAAGCUUCCGGCAUUCGAACUUCCGGACUUUAGCGGUGAGCUUGACGCAUUUCCUGCAUUUUGGGAACUCUUUUCGGUUACGGUUCACAACAACACCAGUGUUCCGCCAGCCGUUAAGUUUUUAUAUCUAAAAACACAUUUGAAAGGCAAUGCAGCCAAUCUCAUCGCUAGCUUCAAACCCACCGCGGAAAAUUACGAAGACGCAGUUCGCAUCAUCCUGAACACCUACAAUCGACCAGAAAUCCUACGAAGCAGACUCUGGGACAGUUUAGUCGAGAUGAGUAGUUCUUCAGAUUCAGUAAUCGCCCAAAGAUCAAAGCUGUGUUCCAUCAAAGCUACUUGGUUGCAGAUGAAGAAUCUGAAUGAAGACUCAGGAUCGACGGGAACUACUAAAAUCAUCCUCUCUAAGUUCCCUAAGCGCACACGGGAGAAAGUUGGUGAACUGAAGAAAAAGGGAGAUCCUAUUUGGACAGUGGAAGAAUUGUUGGAGGCCCUCGACACAGUCGUGCAACAGCUCGAAAUGAUAGAAGAUACUGAUCCAAUAAAAGAUCCUCCUUGUUCCAUCGCUUCUUCGAACCAUCCAAGUUCACAUUCUCCAAUCAGACGCUCAGGUAGACCAAGAUCUCCAUCUCGCUACACGGAUUAUCAGCCAUCGUAUAGAACACCAUCUGGCAGAAGCCGUGUUAGCCCUUGUUCUUCACCUGAGCAGCGAAGUCCGCGCUCAUUAAGUCCCAGCUUUACCCGAUCCUCACGUCCAUCUGUGAGGCAACGUUAUCAGUCUCCUGUAGAGCCUCUUUGUCCCUUUUGUCGUAGACGGGGGCACGCACCUGAAUACUGUACAGAGGUACAAACUCCGCAGGAACGCCGAGAUGUCGUCAGAGGUUUACGACUUUGUUGGAAAUGUUUGCGACCGGGUCAUUGGAGCGCAGAGUGUUCGGCUCCUCGAUGUCCUAGUUGCUCGCAAGAACAUCAUCCUUCUCUUUGCGUGCAAGGAAGGAUUUCGUUACGUCGUCGUAGUUCGCGUAGACAUUUCUACCAUAGUCGCAGUCCUCGUAGGAACGAGUAUUCGCCAAGACGUACUUAUGAAUAUCCAUCUCGAGAGUCGUCACGAGAAUCUCGUCCUUCAUACCGGUCAGACAGAAAUCGGAGUGAAUCGCCAGCGUCACCAUAUAGGCGAAGGAAAGGAUCACCAUAUCCGAGACGCGUGGAAUUCGCAGAACAUCAUCGGAAUUCCUCUCCUACCACUCAGAAUUCUGUCCUUUCGUUUAAACAUCAUGAGACUACCGCAUCAGGCAGGAAUAUUGCUCGAUGCAGAGAUGAGCCUCGUUAUUCCACCUCAAGUUCGGUAAAGGGCCCAUUGCCGUCAUACUCAUCAAUGCAUCAACAAUCACCACCUCAACAUAUUCCUCGUUUGAUGGUAAUCUCUAUCCCUACUGUGAGCCGUAUGACUGGUACUGAACAAUUCCUUACAGUCCUUUUGGAUAGCGGUUCUCAGUCCAGUUUCAUACGUGAAACCUUGGCUUUGGAAUUGGGUUUACCCUUUCGCUGCUGUAAGAACGUCACCACGAUCACUUUCGGAGGACAUCGGUCUUUAGAAGAUGCUGUACAAGUUGACCUUAUACUUAAGGAUCAGUACGACGAAUCAGUCCUAAUUCAACCUUGGACUAUCGAUAACAUCACUACUGUUCCGUUCGAAGGAGACUUCAGUUAUGAAUACGCUCCUGGAAAAGGUCACGUGCAGAUUGAUGUUCUAAUCGGAAUUGAUUACUAUUGGCAGGUUAUCGAUCCUCAAAAAAGUUACCGCCUUCGUUCGGGUCUUAUACUAUCUAAUACGAGAUUCGGUCCUAUUAUGUCAGGAUCUCGUGACCGCACGAAGGAACUAUUAACAUCUGCAGUUGAGCCCACUCGGGACGUCAGUGUGGGCAGACAACGCAACGGUACAGAAAGAUCUGUUCGAGACUUGUCAGGUUACGAUACAGCGGUAUGGGAUAAUCCCAUUAUAGUAGGCGCCGACACCAUCAGGCGAAAAGACGAAAAAGUUAGGGUCAUGAGCGAUUCCACCUACGCUCAAUUUCCUCAGAAGUCCUAUCAUCCUCAGUUACGCGCUAGUAGGGUUUCGGCAGAUCGUCACUUAGAAGAUCAGCGUGACAGAUACCGUGCAGCGUCAUCAGCACGGAGAGAUUAUUGCCAGACCUACGAACAGCAGUCAACAUCUAAUAUAAUUGAGGACGUUACGGAUAUUUCAAAGGAUUGGCCCUAUCUUUUAAUACAAGCCAUGAAAGACGGAAUAUCCGGAUCAGAGCAAGCAGGAACAUCUGAAGUAGUAGUAGUAUAUGGCUCAAUUGAAUAUCCUAACCCUUUGGGGGUCACGAUAGAGGAUGUCAAUUCGAUCAAUUACACCAUACAGUCAUUGACACCUAAUUUCGUUCAGCCGUCAAAGGUAGUUAAAAGGUCAUCGUCACCCUAG